GUCGGACAUCUUGAACGCAGUCUCCAAUUCUUAUUAUACCACAGUAAAUCCAUCCAGUGUCCAGAACGCCAUUUUAUGAACUCCCCCUUUCUCCCCCUACUGCGAUGCCGCUCAAUUGACCAAUCUGCGGCCACUAUUUCUAACAGGUAACCAAUCACAGCAGGCUUUAAUGAAUCAGACCAGUGGCUUUAUAUUCACGGGGCUGCAUGAGGAAUGUAAACUAUUUAACAUGGAGACAGCAGUUGAUAAACUGGAGGCGAUGUUCCAGAAGGCAGAGGCUGACAUGGACUACAUGGAGAAACGGCUGAGGCUGGAAUUCCUGACAAGUGCUCCAGAGAACGGUGCAGCAGAGGAAAACCCUGUGAAGCUGCUGGAGAACCUGUCUGCCAUCAAGGUGAGGCAUGCGGCCUUGUGCACACAAGUACAGGAGAUUGCAGCCGAGCAGAAGCAGUCAAUGGACUCCAUUCGAGCACACCUCGACACCACUGUGCAGCUGGUGCAACAGUUACAGCAGACUGCUGACGUUGAGAUUCCACCACUGACUGAGAUGGAGCAGGAGUCUGCAGAUUUCCUUGGUUUAUCAGUCAAUCAAAACACAGCUGGGUUACUGAUGUCUAUGGAGCCUUCAGUCCAAGAGCAGCCUCAGUUGGUGCCCUAAGUUUGCAGCAGAUGAACAUGACGGUUAGCGACGCCAAGCUGAAGAUGUUGCAGCAUCUCUCUGGACAAGAAAGGGCACGUUUGC
Messenger RNA from Oncorhynchus nerka (sockeye salmon), 742 nucleotides. Its product is annotated as spindle and kinetochore-associated protein 2. The coding region runs from base 170 to 658 and encodes 162 amino acids. Gene Ontology annotation, biological process: mitotic cell cycle; chromosome segregation; cell division. The transcript has 6 exons. NCBI's taxonomy places the organism in Eukaryota, Metazoa, Chordata, Actinopteri, Salmoniformes, Salmonidae. Gene Ontology annotation, molecular function: microtubule binding. The record is from RefSeq and is a predicted model, not a curated record. Gene Ontology annotation, cellular component: outer kinetochore; spindle microtubule.